Molecule: messenger RNA, 2739 nt
Organism: Megalops cyprinoides (Indo-Pacific tarpon)
Lineage: Eukaryota; Metazoa; Chordata; Actinopteri; Elopiformes; Megalopidae
Product: nesprin-1-like
Exons: 14
Coding region: 1-2487 (828 amino acids)
Cellular component (GO): membrane
Molecular function (GO): protein binding
Source: RefSeq, a predicted model, not a curated record
AUGGAGAGCGCAGCCUUCCAGAACGGGGACAUCAGCAUCGAGGAGAUGAUCGAGAAGCUCCACAGGGAUGUCCAGGAGGAGAUGAUGGUGGCCCAGGAGAACAGGCUGCACCUGCAGAGGGUGGGUGAGCGUCUGGCCCAGGUCAGUCCCGGCAGAGAGGCCCCCGAGACCCAGCACACACCCAGCACGGACCGCCGGCGCUGGCAGGAGCUGCUGGAGGUCACAGGGGCCAGGAUGAAUAAGCUGCAGGAGACGCUGAGUGCUGUGCAGCAGCUGGACAGGGGCAUGAGUAGCCUGCGGUCCUGGCUGGCCCACAUGGAGACCGAGCUGUCCCGCCCCGUCACCUACCACACCUGCGACUCCCACGAGAUCCAGAGGAAGCUCAGCCAACAGGAGGAGCUGGAGCGGGACAUCGAGGAUCACCGCGCGGCCGUGGCGUCUGUGCUGAGCCUCUGUGACGUGCUGCUGCAGGACUGUGACGUGUGUGCCACCGACUCCGAGUACGACUCCGUCCGGCACGCCACACGCUCCCUGGACCAGCGCUGGAGGAGCAUCUGUGCCACGGCCAGCGAGAGGAGGCGCAGGAUUGAGGAGACCAGGAGCCAAUGGCAGAGGUUUCUGGAGGAGUUCUCGCGUUUCGCGGACUGGCUGAAGACCUCAGAGAGGGUGGUGCCUCUGCCCGACUCCUCGGGAGUGCUCUACACCACAGCCAAGGAGGAGCUGAAGAAGUUUGAGGCCCUGGAGCGGCAGGUCCAGGAGAAAGUGGCCCACCUGGAUCUCAUAAACAAACAGUACCGGCACCUGAAACGGGAGCACCGCACCGACGCCUCCCGCCAGCUCCAGAACAUGGUGCAUGAUGGGAACCAGCGCUGGGAAGACCUGCAGAAGAGAGUGGACUCCGUCCUGAGAAGACUCAAGUGCUUCAUAAUUCAGAGGGAGGAGUUUGAGAUGGCCAGGGAUGCUAUCCAGAUAUGGGUGACCGAGAUGGACCUACAGCUGACCAACACCGAGUACUUCUCAGCGUGUGAUGUGGAGGACAAAGUCAAGCUGCUGGAGGCCUUCCAAGAGGAGAUCUCUCUGAACCGGGGUGAGAUAGAGCACCUCCGCCACCAGGGGGAGCUGUUGAUGGAAAACAGCGAGCCCCCAGAUGUGGCCGUCAUCGAGGAGGAGCUGGAGGAGCUGCACAGGUGCUGCGAGGGGGUGUUUGGCCGCGUUGAGCGCUACUACAGGAAGCUGACUGGCCUGCUGUUGAGGGAAGAUGAGCACGACCUCUCUGACCCAGAAGUGGAUCUGGAGGAGGCGGGGGAUCUGUCUGACCUGGUAGGCAGUGAAGGUGCAAGUUUGCUGAGCCCGCCCCCCUCCACAUGGACCGAGCGUUUGGGGCAGGACAGCCCCGUCAGCAUGGGCUCCAUCCCCCUGGAGUGGGACCAUGGAUAUGACCUGAGUCUGGGGCUGAGGGGUGUGGCUUGGACCCUGGUGUAUGAGCAGGGAGACUUACCCCAUGACCAAGGUGAGCAAGGCUCCCCGGUCAAGCUGACUGAGAAGCCCCUGAACACCUGCUACUACCGGCUGCUGCAUAUAGAGGGCGACCUGGAGACCCCUGAGCCAGACCCUUCUCACACAGGACACAUGAAUGUAGUGGGCAACCUGAGGGAGGAGGAUGAGGGGAGCGAGAAGGGGGAAGACUGUUCAGGAUUUGUCUGUCCCACCAGCACAGAGACAGAGACAGCAGGCGGUGUGAUGGAGCCAUUGGAGCCGACCCCAACACAGGCGCCAAGUGGAGAACACUGCACGGAGCACAGUUUGCACCAAUGGCAGCAGUUCAACCCUGACCUUCACAGCGUGAGGGAGUGGCUCAAGCGGGCGGAGGCGGAGCUGGAGCAGGGGCGGGGGCUGUCCCUCAGCGUCGACGCCCACUCUGUGGAUCUCCACAUCAGGAAGCUGAAGGGAAUCCUGGAGGAGCUGGUGGAGUGGCAGCAGAGAGUUGCCUUGCUGCAGGGCCUGUCCCAGCAGCUGCCGGCCGCCGGAGAGGGCAGCGACAGCCUGGAGGCUGAGGAGAAGGUGUACGCCAUCAGCACCCGGCUCACAGGGCUGCUGGGGGAGGUCAGCAGGGACAUCGAGCGGCUGGAGAGGAUGGUGGACAUCGCCAGGAAGCAGGAGUCACAGGAUGAAUGUAAACUGACACAGCACAGACCAGAUGUCAGCUGUCAUCACCACAGGUCCUCUGGUGGCAGCGGCACCAGUUCUCUGAAGUCUGAGGUGGGGCAUUGGGUGGAGCAGAGGGCGGGGCAGAGGGCAGGGCACGGGCCCUUUCUCCGGCGCGUGCUGUGGACAGCCCUGCCCAUCCAGCUGCUCCUGCUGCUGCUCAUCGUCACCGCCGCCACGCUGCCACCCGCCAAGGAGGACCACAGCUACGCCCUCGCCGACAUCCUCGUGCGGUACUUCCACCUGGUGCUGCACUACGUCAACGGGCCUCCGCCAACAUGAAUGCACAGAGACCUGCUGAGGCUUAGGGACACUUCGCCUGUCACCUCCACCCAAAGACUCCACAAAUAACGGCACACAAUUCUACCUCCGUAGUUGCUAAGGUCAAUAGUGUCGUGUCUCUGUCCUGCUAAAUGCAGCACGCUGCUUCUUUAGCUCCCGAACGUGUCAGGGUGGAGCAAAGCGCCCAGGACUCAACCAUCCUGCCUUACAUGAGACAGACUGUGGAGCUGCACAAACCAGCCAUGGUCCAAA